Eimeria mitis is the source of this 240-nucleotide messenger RNA. RefSeq lists its product as uncharacterized. The record is from RefSeq and is a predicted model, not a curated record. The coding region runs from base 1 to 240 and encodes 79 amino acids. Lineage: Eukaryota; Apicomplexa; Conoidasida; Eucoccidiorida; Eimeriidae. The transcript is spliced from 2 exons.
AUGUUGUUCCCAGGAAUGAUGCGGGAGGCUCCUCAGGAGUACAUCUCCCCCAAGUGGCGUGCUGCUCUACGCAUCGUCGGUUUCAUUGCAAGUUGUAUUCUCAUUGCCAAGUACGGAGAGCUCGCUGAUAUGCCAGAAAACAGCAAACUCGGGAAGCAGCAGCAACUGCCGCAGCAGCAACUGCAGCAGCAGCAACUGCAGCAGCAGCAACUGCAGCUGCAGCAACUGCAGCUGCAGUGA